Molecule: messenger RNA, 1440 nt
Organism: Trichoderma citrinoviride
Lineage: Eukaryota; Fungi; Ascomycota; Sordariomycetes; Hypocreales; Hypocreaceae
Exons: 3
Coding region: 1-1440 (479 amino acids)
Source: RefSeq, a predicted model, not a curated record
AUGGCCUCAGCCGUGCAGUUCAAGCCCCUGGCAGCCCUGCGAUCCCUCCAGCCUGCCUACAGCAAAGGGCCGCUCAGCUUGCACUUCCUGCCGGCGCCCAUUCGGCCUCUGGUCCGGGCCUACCUGCUGGGCUAUGCCUCGGCCGUUGCGCCGCGCCUCCUGACGCUCAUACUGCAGUUCAUCUCCAAGAAGCGCAAGAGCAAGAAGAAGUAUCUCUCGGCCGACAAGGACGAGCGGUCCUUCAAGGACUCGGCCUUUCGCAUCCUGCAGACCGGCUUCGACCCGCGCCGGUUCCCCGCGUUUUGCGCCGCCCUCGUCGGAGGCUCGACUAUGCUGCAGCAGUCCAAGCAGUCCAAGCGGUCCAAAGGGUCCAAGGAGUCUAAGCAGGCUCCUCCUUCUCCUCUCCCCUCCUCGUGGGCAGAGUCCGGGCUGGCCUCAGUGCAGCAAGGCCUGGCUGAGGCCGCCGAGGGCGGUUACGGCGGUCGAACGAUGGAUCUCACCCUCUUCGCCGUCACCCGCGCCGCCGACGUCCUCGUCGGCGAGCUGUGGUCCCAGCGCCGCGACCGGCGCAAGGCGUCCGGGGAGUGGACUGCGGUCGAGCGACUGCUGUCCCGCCUCAUGGACCCGGCCGUCUUCGCCGCCUCCUCGGGCCUCAUCAUGUGGGCGUGGUUCUACGCACCCGACAGCCUGCCGCGCAGCUACAACAAGUGGAUCACGUCCGCCGCCUCCGUCGACCUGCGCCUCAUCGAGGCCCUGCGGCGCUGCAGGAACGGCGAGCUCGUUUACGGCAAGGAGACGGGCCAGGCGCCGCUGCUGGGCUCCAUGUGCGAGGACUACGGCCUGCCCGCCGAAUGGGGGGACCCGGCCAAGACCGUCCCCUUCCCCUGCGACAUUGUCCACAUGGGCUGCGGCCCGUCGUGCGAGUAUCACGCCCUGAGCCGCUUCUUUCGAGCCUGGAAGUGGUCCAUGCUGACAUACCUGCCCCUUGCCCUCGCCCUUCAACUGCGCAGACCCAAGCAAAUGAAUCUCAUGAGGGCCAUCACCGGCUCUUCCCGGUCAUCCACCUUCCUCGCCACCUUCAUCACUCUCUUCUACUACGGCGUGUGCCUAGCACGCACUCGCCUGGGUCCGUCGGUCCUCGGCAAGGACACGCAGUGCCGCCAGCUCAUCGACGGCGGUGUCUGCGUCGGCGCCGGGUGCUCUCUCUGCGGAUGGAGCGUGCUCAUCGAGACGGCGGGCAGGAGGAAAGACAUGGCUCUGUUCGUGGCGCCGCGGGCCCUGGCGACGUUGGUCCCUCGGCGGUAUCCUCUGGAGAAGCAAUGGCGCGAGAAGUUGAUCUUCGCGGCGAGCACGGCGGUUGUGUUUACGUGUGCCCUGGAGAAUCCGAAGAGGGUCAGGGGCGUAUUGGGAGGUUUGUUGGGCAUGGUGCUCAGGAAGUAA